Phoenix dactylifera (date palm) is the source of this 6457-nucleotide messenger RNA. The record is from RefSeq and is a predicted model, not a curated record. Lineage: Eukaryota; Viridiplantae; Streptophyta; Magnoliopsida; Arecales; Arecaceae.
CUUAGAUUGGAGUAGAUGACCGACUUGGCGAUGUUGAUUCACUGUAUAGAGACUGCACCGUGCUUCUUUAAGAUUUUUUCGAUUACCUACACUGAUUGCCUUAUCGCUCGAGCCAAAAUUAUGCGGUGAUGGACAAACAGAAAAUGCAUGAUUUGAAUAAAAGAGGAAAAAAAAAAGCAAGUAGUCAGUCCAUCGCCACCGAGGACUCGUAGAACUGCGUCCUGAGUGCAGUUCCAUACGGCCAUCCCCGAUUACGCCUCGCUCUCUCGUGUCCGCUCUCUCCUCUCCCGUCUCGAAAUAGGGCGAGGGUUAGGGUUUUUCUCGAACCGGAUCGUCCCCCAAACCCUCAUUCCCAUACGAUCCCUUGUUCUUCCGGAGAUUAAGAAUGGAGGUUGAGAAGGGCGGCGGCGGCGGGAGCUCGCUGGUCCCAGUCGUGCCGCCGUUCUUGAGCAAGUGCUACGAGAUGGUGGAGGAUCCACAGACAAACGGGACGGUGUCCUGGAGCGAGACCAACAACAGCUUCGUUAUCUGGGACCCCGCAACCUUCUGCCGGGAUCUCCUCCCCAAGUACUUCAAACAUAGCAACCUCUCUAGCUUCGUCCGCCAGCUUAACACCUAUGGUUUUCGAAAGGUCGAUCCUGAUAGAUAUGAGUUUGCAAAUGAGGGAUUCCUGAGGGGACAAAAGGAUUUGCUGAAGACCAUUACAAGGAAGAAGCCUUCCCAUAAUGCUGUUCAGCAGCAUCAGUCUCAAGGGAGAAAUACAUCUGUAAAGGCAUGCGUCGAGGUCGGAAAAUUUGGGCCAAAGGAGGAAAUUGAAAUGCUUAAGAGGGAUAAGAAUGUCCUCAUGCAGGAGCUGGUAAAACUCAGGCAGCAUCAGCAAAACACUGACCAUGAAGUUCGCAUUCUGAGACAACGAAUACAAGGAAUGGAACAGCAUCAGCAACAGAUGAUGUCAUUUUUGGCCAUGGCAGUUAAGAGUCCUGGAUUUGUAGCACAACUAAUGCAGCAGACUGGGAAUAAUAGGUGGACCGAGGCAAAUAAGAAAAGAAGGCUUCCUGCCUUGGAACAGGGUGCUGUAGGAAGUUUCCAGACUUCAUCUGAUGGGCAGAUUAUCAGAUACCAGCCUUUUAUGCCUGAAACAUUGAGGCCAUCUAUGUCAUCAAUGCCGAAUUCUGUUGUGUCACCUAAUUUUCAGCCCAUGUCUAAUGGAGUCAACGAUUUGUCCACAGAUGUGGAUGUCAUGUCACUUGAGGCUAACUCCUCUUUGCCUCCAGGAGGGGAUAUUCCUCUGACAGAAUAUAUUGAACAACUUUUGGCUAGCCCGAUUUCAGAGAAUCAUGGGCAGAUGGAGCCUGAGUCCUUGGAGGUUCCAGAUUUUAUGUUGGAUUUUGUUUUACCAGAGCAGGAAAUUCAGAUGGAAACAUCAAAAAACAUGGUUCUUCCAAGUGAACAGAUGGGAGGGAAUCAUCAAGCGUCUGAGAAAGCUGACAGACACACCAUUUCUGAAUAUGGAAACUAGGUGAUUGGACAAUAUAUUAUAGAGGGAUGGACUGCGCUCAUUUGCUGGCUGAUAAACGUCAUGGUUACCAUGAAAUACUGGUGUAAGGCCAAUUAAGCAAAGCUUUUGACAUGCAUACUAAUUGGAUGGGAUUGGACUUUUUGUUUUUCUUUUUUUGAUGAUCUGGCUUUGACAUACAUACUUAUGAUGGUAAUAUUUAUCAGAGGAUUUUUUUUCCCUUAAAAAGUUUUUAUAUCAUUGCAUGCCCUGGGAGGUCAAUGUGUGUGUAGUAAUCAAGAGCAUACACAUUUUAACCAGUCUUAGGCUUAUCAAGAUUAUAUGCUACAAUAGUACCACUACUAGACUAAUGUAGUUCUAGAAAUCCAGUCCUAAAAAAUCUAGAAUUUUGCUGUAGAUGCACUAAGUCAUUGUCUAGUAUUAUCAAUUUUUUUCCAGUUCUAAAUGUUAUUUGCUGAAACACAGAGAAAAUAAAAUUUCUUAUCAGUAAUUUUGGUGUAUUUAGACAAUAGUAUCAAUAGAUUGUUCUUAUGGGCAGGUUUCAUAAAGCCAACCUCAAACAGGGGGAAUACACCUAUUAAUUAUGGAUUUGGUUAUAUUGUUAGGGGACAUGAUUGUUAAAAGCCAUACCCUGACUUUUUACAUUUUCUUGCCGGUAAUUCUAGGAUUAGGUGGAGUUUGUUUUGUGGCAUCUUUGACCUUUAUUUGGACCUUCCAAGAAUUUUUUAUGUUAUAAUAUGCAUAUGACUUUGCCAAUACAUACAAAUGGGAUGUGGGAUGAAGACAGAGGCUGUUUAGGCGAUAAGAUUGUGGAACUGUUAGAGGGGUACUGUAUAUGGUCAAGGUACAAGUUUUUAAAGGAAAUUUCAAAGUCCAAAAUGCACGAAGUAUGAUGUCUAAAGGGAUGUUUGCUGACGAAUGUGACAAGAUUCCAGCUUGGUCCCUGUUUAGCAUCCUUGUCAUUUCUUGUUUUCUGUUUUUGAAAAUGGAAAGAAAAACAACAUAUGAGGCAUGAAACAUGUUCAAUAAAGACAUUUUUGUUUUUUUUUUCCCAAAACAUUCCUGUUGAAAUAAAUGAAAUCUCUAAACUUUUGGAAGCAAAAUUUCUCUGCUUCCAAAAUUGAAAACAAAAACAAUAGAAUAGGUUACUCCCCGAACCUCCAACUCUACCACCUACGUUGCCAGAACCCCUUCCUUGUCACCACCACUUGCUGCCACCGCAAAUUGGAUCCCUCCAUGCUUUGUUGUCAUUGCUGCUGCUGCCACCAUCACCAUCACCACCAUGACAACCUUCACUACUACUGCUAUACUGCCACCAUUAUGGCCACUACUCACUGCCACAUCCCUCCAACUUGACAAAUGCCCUCCCCAUCUUUCACUACCACCACCGCUACGACCCCCAUUGCCUCCACCAAUGUCAUCAUCACCACUCGUGUAAUGAGUGAAAGCAAAUCUAGUUACCAUACAUAUUUCUAUUUCAAAAUAUUGGAAAAAAAACAAGAGCAAACAGAGGCCCAAAGAAGCAUAUGCACUAUAAUGUAACCUUAAUCAGAACCAACAUGCUUUAUCAUGCUAAUGUGUUUUAUUUUGUUAUAGUUGCCAUUCCAUUCAUUCUAAUCUAUUUCUAUCUCCUUGAUCUCAUUUCUUUUAAAAAAUUCACUAUCGAUUAUUUUCCUGGAUGUUGAUUUUUUGUUUUAAACUCUUAAACUGAAAAUUUUGAAUUACUCGUCAAGGCAAUUUGCAUCUAUGAUAAUCUGCACCUAUAUGUUAGUCUUAUGAUUGGGUGAAAAUACAAUCUACAUUUUAAUGCAUUCUAGUAAGAGAGAAAUUUACUGAUAUGGACUUGAUUGGAUCUGUUAAAUGUAAGGUUAGUAAUGUUUUUGUGAGGCUUUGCAAAAUUGGAGAAAGUUGGAGAAGUCUUUGAGAGUUGGUAAGAGAAUUUAGUAAAAAGGGGUUAACUCAAGAAGGAAAAAUUCUGUCCCAUUAUUAUGUUGCAAGUUAUGAGGAUAAUGCAAUAAAAAAAAGAAAGUUGAGAAAAGAAAAUAUAAUAUUGUAAAAUGGAUGAUGCUGGUGUAUCUUAAAUUGAAGGGGAAAGGGAUAGAAAGAAUCAGGUUUUACAUUCAAGAAGAGUUGGAUAUGAGAUUUUAUGAUAUUGUUAUGCAAGACAAAAAUAUCAUAUAAAUAUUUGGGGGUUUUGGGUUGCAUUAGGUUAUUUUGAAGGUAGGCCUACACUAGACGUGGCCUUAGGAGUUGGAAAUUCAUUCACAGGCCUUCCCAUUAACCUAGUCUAUUGGGUGUCUCAUACCCAGUUUGGUUUUGGGGAUAUAUGGUUCUGGAAGCAUGGAUGAAAGAAAUGAACAAGAAAAAUAAAUUUAGGCAUAUGAUGUAUGCAGGAUUUUCUUUUUUACAGUUAUUGCUUCCAACGACUUUAGUUUUAGAAUUUGGGUCUGCAUGUCUUUGCAUCAGUACUGAGCAGUUAUGCGACACUUUGAGGGGCUGUUGGGUUGUAUGUUAUUCUUUUUUUUUGGGGGGGGUAAACCAGUCGCUCAUGUUGUAUGUUAAUUUUAAAACAGGUAAUAAUGAAACUUAGUUCUCUGCAAAAGCAGGUCUUAUGAAAAAUAAGGGAAGGCCUAUUUCUCAUAAAAUUAAUUUCAGGUUUAUGACCUAACACUUUUGACCAACAGGCUUUUAUGGUUUAUGGUAAACAUCCAUACAAGUGUUUUUGUAAAACUCAUUCAUUUAAGAUUUUGUGUAAACCUGUUUUAGGAAAACUCAUCAACCAAAUGACCCCUAAGGAAGUGUCUUUGUGAUUCUUGUGGGUCCUGUCGGGUGCCUUGGAGAUCGAUAACAAACAUCUGUGCUGCGGAUAUAUAAUGGAGCCAGUGAAUUCAAUCUCCAUUCAAGUCUCCCUUACCCUUACCAAAGACAUAUUUUCUGUGAUGGAAUUAACAACAAAAACAAUCAUAACCUAUUAUAUUUCUUGUUUACAAAUAGUUGGUGAUCAAACAGCUUACUGGUUUUUCCUUAUUUUCUAAAAACAGGAAACUGGCAAUGCAACCAAAUGCACCCCUAAUUAAUUAAUGUGGAAGAUUUAAUGUCGCUCUUUCUCUUUAGGUUUUAAAUAAAACCUAUCCUGAAUCUGAUGUAGUUCUAACAGCUGAUUUGCGAACAUAGAGUGCUAGUUAUCUUCAAUCCAAGUUAUAAGCCUUUUGGAUGGUGAAAGUGUUCCAUCCUCUGUGUAUUUUUGCAACUGAUUGACAUAUCUGGCCCACUUUUUUUAUGUAUUGCAUGUGAUUAUUAUAGAAAAGAAAAGUCAUCUUAUGGGUUCUAGCAAGUGUUGCUAUAGAAGUUGUGGUUUCUAUAGGCUAGGCUAUUGUUCUUGUUGCAAAAGUUUGAUGGAGUACAGGUCAAGAUUAAUUAAAAGAUAUAACAGAUGAGGACAAAUUUAUUUAGGGCUAUGAAGGGUGUUGGUUCCCACGUGUUUGCAUUUAAAAUUGCUAUUUAUGAAGGUUUAUAUAUUUGGUUGUGUAAGGGAAUUAACUGUGGAAGAGCUAUCAGGUGUUGGAGUUUUCUAGUGAUUUAUUUGUUUGGAAAGUAUUUUGGUUUAUUAACCAAUUGUUUUUGCCUCUUCAGACAGCUAGAAGAGUGAUUUACUUAUUUUUCUCUUGUUUGCUGUAAUUUCUAUUUCUCCCUUUAUGUUUGAAGAGGAAUGGUAAUAUAAUUACUGCAUUUCUAUAGUUCUUUUUAGAAAGUUUAAAAAGUUUUUGUGUUCAAAUUGGACAGAUUACGAUAGGACAUAUUUUGAUUUUUUUUGUUUGAGAGAUAUUAGGUUCCCCUCCCUUCAGGAGUUGUAGUUAUCAAAUUUCGAGUCCAGAAGUCAGUUGAACUGUUGCUAAAAGAGAAGCAGGGAUGAGAAGGAUAUAGAUCAAGACUGCCACCUUAUUAACCCCGUGGACAUUUCGAGCCCUUAGAAUGUUUUUGUUUCAUCUAACUGGCCUACCUAAACUGGUCCUUUUUCCAAUAUUUUGUCCUGGUUACAUUCACAACUGAGCUUCUAAAUGCAGCAUAAAUGUUGCAAUUUAACCUGUGGUUGACAUACAGUGAAAACCAUUGUAAUUCAAGUUAUAGUUGCUGAGGAUAGUUGGUGGCAUUCAUUAUGUUUACAAAUGAGUGUAGUUAGUUGCUAUAUUGCCACCUUUAUUGUGUCUUCAGCUAAUACCUUCAGUUGCUAGGUGCCAAGUGGAACAUAAUCAUCAUCUCCUCUCUCUUUGCAAACAGCUCCCAAGUUCUCUCUCAAGUUUAAAAGAGCAUCUGACUUAACUUAUUAAGAACUGCCUUUUUAUUUUACACAACAUUGGUAUCCAUUUUCUUCACUUUGGAAUAUCAGCUUUGGGAAAUAUUUUUAAGAAGAUUGAGUUUGAAAUUAGUGUUUAUAGUCCGCAGGAAGUGUACUGUUUGCUAUGGAAGUGUGCAGCUUUCAUAGCCAUAUUUCAUGGACCAAUGGACCCUACUAGUAUUUUGCUCUUCUCGUUUCCUUCACUGUGAAUCAACUUUUUUUUUUUUUAAUCCAUUUCUUAAUUUCUCUUUCUUGUUUCAGCCAUUUUUGUCCUACAAUGUUGACAUCUAUAUUUUUCUUAACCUAGCUGGAACUUUUAUUUGCCCAAUGUAGAAAACUACUUAUCAAGAUUUUUCACCUUGUGACAAUUUCAUUUCUUAAACAUGGUCCUCAAGCCUUCUUCCUUAUACAUCGGAUCAGCUUUCUUGAGCAAAUUGGGAAUCCAUCAAGUUCUAGGAUCUUUCUAUCAAAUUGGUGCCAGAAUUCUGGCCAAGACAAGAAUGGAAAAAACUAAUCUUGCCAUAAGAGCUAGAAGGAAUAUCCGGCUGUCUGUGGAUUUUAGUUUAUUGGUUAUAGUUGUAUGAUUUAAGCUUGUUCAAACAGAA